UUUGAAAAGUAUUUGAGCGGAGCGAGUUUGAAACUAGUGGAGAAUGAAGUAAGGAGACUCAGUUGAGAAAAUCAAACGAUAACAAUUCACAAUGAUACGACCUACGUGAGUAGAAAUGUUGCGAUUGCAAUGAAAAUUAUUUAUUAUUGAAACAUUUGCAAAUACCAGUAACCGAUUUCUUUAGCUAGCUAGCUAUUUUCGCAAACGAAUGUCGUCAAGCCGAGAAGCAAGCUAGUAGUACUGUAGUAGUAGUAGCAGCUGCUACCUAUUAGUUUUUUUAUUUGACUACUUAGGAAGGGCAAAACCCCACGUUGACCUGCUCCCAAGAAGCCAUCCAGCAAUCGGAAAGAUACUGUCGGUGUGUCCUGCCGUGUGCGACCUCUGGUAGCGGAGGAUGAGGAAUGCUGUAUUGAUCAGCAACGCCACAAUCCAGCUGCACGUUCCUGACGGACUCAAAGCCAACAGAAAUGGAGAAUUCAAGGAGACCCAGUACUGCUUCAAGAAGGUAUUCGGCAUCAAGACGUCCCAGAUGGAAUUGUUUGAGGAUGUUGCCAAGCCCCUCGUUGAUGACCUCAUUCAUAGCAAGAACGGUGUAGAAUCCACCCAGUCAGUGAUGCACCAGCUGAUCCAGAACCUGCCCGCCAGCGAGAUCACGGACCCCCAUGAUGACGUCACCCUGCCCCGCCUCAUAGAGGUGCUGGAGAAGAGACACAAGAUCAGGCAGAUGGUGACCCAGGAGUACAACAUAGCCAACAUGGUGAGGUCCAUGCUCCAGGAGCUGGACAGUAGCCUGGUCUCCAAGGAGAAGUUCAUCCACAACCAGAAGAUUGAGAUUGACCGCCUGGAGAAAAAGUCUAAGAUGCUUGAGUACAAGAUUGACAUCCUGCAGAAGACCACCACCAUCUGAUGUGAUGUGGUCCGUGUCAACCACUCACCGGGUUCCUCCAUUCAGCCGUAAGAGGAGGUCGUCAGAGGAAAACGCUGUCCAGGGGGACGACCGUAUGGAGGGCGACUGGACAGACGUGGAGACCAGGUGUUCUCUGGCUGUAGAGAUGAGGUCUGGAUCUAACCUGGGUCCAGGAUACCAGCACCGUGGAUAUCAGAGGCGCAGAAAGCCCUGAGAAGAACCUCUGCUGUCAGGGAUGCUCCAUACACCUCACCCCUCAACCCCUCCCUCCCUCCCUCCUCAAACCUCAC
Molecule: messenger RNA, 1197 nt
Organism: Coregonus clupeaformis (lake whitefish)
Lineage: Eukaryota; Metazoa; Chordata; Actinopteri; Salmoniformes; Salmonidae
Product: kinesin-like protein KIF23
Exons: 8
Coding region: 395-907 (170 amino acids)
Source: RefSeq, a predicted model, not a curated record